Messenger RNA from Paramecium tetraurelia, 303 nucleotides. RefSeq lists its product as uncharacterized. Lineage: Eukaryota; Ciliophora; Oligohymenophorea; Peniculida; Parameciidae. The transcript is spliced from 2 exons. The record is from RefSeq and is a predicted model, not a curated record.
AUGUAAACUUCAGUGACUUACUUUGAACUUUAGACUCUCAUAUUCUUGAUCAUUAUUGGAAUGAUCUUGAUUUCAUUGAAAUACUUUACAGAUCCAAAUCAAAAGGAAUCAAAAUUAAAGCUUUGGAAUCGAAUGAUUGUUAAUUAUGAAGGUAUAUAACUAAGCAUUGAUGAAGAAUAACUUUUAAAAUAAACUUUUAAGAACACUUUGAAAAAUCGCAGAGUUGUAAUCAAUCCAUCCAUUCCAAGAUAGAUAAAAACUACAAAAAGGGUUAGCUUUUCUAAUUUAGAUGACUAACUUUGA